AUGGUCCCCCGUCGCCGUUUCAGCCGUCGCUUCGCUGCCAUCGCCGCCGCUGCCGCCCUCUUCUUCCUCUACCACGUCUUCUCCCUCCAAUCCACCCUCUCGUCGAGUGCCGGCGCCGACCUCGACCAUGUCGGUGAACCAGCUCCGAUCUGUCCCCCGCUGCCCGGCAUUGACGACGUGCUGGUCGUGAUGAAAACCGGUGUAACCGAGUCGCGAGACAAGGUCCCCAUCCACUUCAAGACCACCCUCCGCUGCAUCCCGCACUACGUAAUUUACUCCGACUUUGAGGAGGAGAUCGAGGGUGUCAAGAUCCACGAUGUCCUGCGGAACAUGAACCCGGAGGUGAAGGAGCAUGUCCCCGAUUUCGACAUCUACAACCGCAUCGUCAAGCAGGGGCGCAAAGGUCUCGAACAGCACGAUUUCGCGGACGAAGCCAACUCCGCCAUCGGCAAGCCUAAUAACCCGGGAUGGAAGCUGGAUAAGUGGAAGUUCCUGCCCAUGGCGCAGGAGGCGCUGAAAUACAAAAAGGACGCGAAGUGGUACGUCUUCAUGGAGGCCGACACCUACGUCUCGUGGCCGACGCUUCUGGCGUGGCUGGCCAAGUUCGACCCCAGCAAGCCGCACUAUCUCGGCACAGAGACUCAGAUCGCGGACGUUAUAUUCGCCCACGGUGGUUCUGGGUUUAUGCUUUCGAAUCCGGCUCUGCAGGAUGCGUCGGACCACUACACUGCGCGCCGCUCCGAGCUGGACAAGUAUGUCGAUCAGCAUUGGGCCGGAGAUUGCGUUUUGGGCAAGGUUCUGGCUGAUGCGGGCAUCAACUUGCACUUUACCUGGCCCAUUCUACAGAACUCCAACAUUGGUGAACUGGAUGAAUUCACGAAUGAGCUUUAUCGAGUUCCUUGGUGCUAUAUUUCUGUAGCUUUCCACCACCUCAAUCCGCUUGAGGUCGAGGACCUUUGGAAAUUCGAGCAAAAGCGCUGGCACGAUAAAAACAAACGCAUUCUCCUACAUAGCGAUGUAUUCCGCGAAUACAUCUACCCGGAAAUGGCCUCUUUGCCAACGCGACUGAGCUGGGACAAUCUCUCAGACGAGGAGCAACCGUACGCAGAGACAUUUGAAGACUGUCGCCAGAUUUGCGAGUCGCUAAAGACAUGCAUGCAAUAUGCCUGGCGCGGCGGAGUCUGCUUUACCGGCAGCCGACCACGUCUAGGAAACCCUUCAUCCUCUGGCGACGCGACGUCUGGCUUCAUCACAAGCCGUAUCCGCGAACUGAUGGAUAACAAGGGAAUGUGUCGCGCUCCUGAGUUUGGAAACAUCAACUGA
Messenger RNA from Penicillium argentinense, 1323 nucleotides. RefSeq names its product glycosyltransferase family 31 protein. Bases 1 to 1323 code for a protein of 440 amino acids. Gene Ontology annotation, cellular component: membrane. The record is from RefSeq and is a predicted model, not a curated record. The transcript has 2 exons. NCBI's taxonomy places the organism in Eukaryota, Fungi, Ascomycota, Eurotiomycetes, Eurotiales, Aspergillaceae. Gene Ontology annotation, molecular function: glycosyltransferase activity.